CGCGGGGGGGAAAGUCACCUCCUGGUGCCUGUGCCUGAGCCGGAGCCAGGGACAGUUGUCCCGGGCCAGGGGGGCCCAGAGAUCACUACUGCUGCUGUCCCCUCUGCUACCCCCAAGGUGGGGAGCCAGGUUCCCGUGCCCCCAACCCUCCUCUGGGACACCCCGGCUGCUCCCCAGACUCAUGCCUGAACAGGUAACCAUAGUGGCCGGCGGAGUGAUUGCAGGGCUGCUGUUGCUGGUUCUGAUUGGGAUCAUGGGGUACUGUCUCUGGAAGAAGCUUUGCAUCGCCUCCGCCUAUGAGGAGCUGACUGGAAUGCCAUCCCCCGCUGGCGGGAAGGAGAAGCUGCCUUCCCAGUCAGCAGUGAUCCAGCCCAACAGGACCCAAGGUAUCCCAUUUGUUGUUCCUCCGUCCUUCCAUGGCCGGGACUGGAUCACUCUAACCAAUGGAGAGAAGAUCCAGGAUGACAGUGAUCCCUACAUUGCCCCAGAAUUCCUGCCUCGGUCAUCUUUUCAUUCACUCGGGAGUGCCUAUGUGAUUGGGACGAUCAACCCAGAGCUUUACAAGUUUCCUGAGGACAAGAGUGAGACGGACUUCCCUGAAGGCUGCCUGGGGAGGCUGUGGUUCACGGUGGAGUAUGAGCAGGAGGCAGAGAGGCUGCUGGUGGGCCUGAUCAAGGCGAGGAAGCUGCAGACCCCCUCCCCGUCAGAGACUUGCAGUCCCUUGGUGAAGCUCUAUCUGCUUCCUGAUGAACGGCGCUUUCUGCAGUCCAAAACAAAGCGUAAAACCGCCAACCCGCAAUUUGAUGAGAACUUCAUUUUCCAGGUAUCCAGCCGAACAGUCACUCAGAGGAUGCUGAAGUUUUCAGUGUUCCACGUGGACAAGCAAAGAAAGCAUCACCUCCUGGGCCAAGUGCUCUUCCCAUUGAAAGAUGAGAUGCUAACAAGCGAUAGCCGGCCCAUUGUCUGGAGAGACUUGGAAGCAGAGAGCCUGGAGCCCCCUUCCGAGUUUGGGGACAUCCAGUUCUCUCUCAGCUACAACGACUACCUGGGACGCCUGACUGUGGUGGUUCUGAGAGCCAAGGGCUUGAAAUUCCAGGAUGACAGGAAUGUUGUCAGUGUGUUUGUCAAAGUGUCGCUGAUGAACCACAACAAAUUUGUCAAAUGCAAGAGGACCUCUGCUGUGCUGGGCUCCCCCAAUCCUGUGUAUAAUGAGACUUUUAGCUUCAAGGCCGAUCCUGAGGAGCUAGACACUGCGAGCCUGAGCCUGACGGUGCUGCAGAACACAGAAGGGGACAAGAGCCACCAGCUGGGCCGUGUAGUAGUAGGACCCUUCAUGUACACGAGGGGGAAAGAAUUGGAACACUGGAAUGAGAUGAUCAAUAAGCCCAAGGAACUGGUGAAGAGGUGGCACGCGCUCUCUGGAAGCACCUAACUGCGCCUGGUCUGCAAGGACAGCGACUUCUGUUUUGGAAACUGCUUCUCUCCCUUUAGAAAACCAUGACAUAAGAACAAUGUGUCAUCACCAUUUCCCCCAACGGCUAGCAGAACCACCAGGCCGGCCUCACGGUGGACAGUGGACGCAGGGAGCAGCCUCUCUUAACAGGAUGAGGCAAGAUGUCCUCACCGGUUCUGUGUCAGAAACAGGGCCUUAUCUUUCCUUGGUUAGCAUAGGGAAAAUCCUAAUAAAAUGUCUCUUCUUCCUCUUGUGGAGUACUCAGAAGAGUCCUCUUUUGGGACCUUUAUCAUUGUAAAGCUGAAGUUAAGUUAGCAUUUCAGACACUCAGACUGUUUGCUAAAUAGUAUAGAUGUCAGUGGGACAAAUUUUGGUUUUCUCCGAGAUUAAGUUCCUUUCAGCCCAUGUGAGCACUGUUUUGUAGGCAGGCCGGCCUCUGUAUUUAGCCACAAAAGGAAAUACUAUUUUAAGAGGAUAGGAAUAGGAAGAAGCUAGGAAAAUAUUGUACUUAUGCCCUUAUGUCAACGAGAACUACACAUGGACUGGAGCGGUUGAUCACAGUAAGAAAAGUCUGACUUAUCACUUGUUUACUUGAAACUCAUGUGGACCCUACCACUAGAUGUGAGCAUUAGGGAUCUGUGGCUCAGGACCCAUCCCAGUGACAACAGUGAGAUUCCUUGGUGACAAGAAUGUUGUCUGAGCUACUUGGAAGAAAAUCUCUUCAGAGCAAGGAAAUGACGUUACAAAUAUCCAAAUGAGAGGGGAAAUACAAGCUGGCCACAGUAGACUAGAGAUUGUCUAAGUCAAAAUGACUUGGAAGUUGCGAUACUUGCUCAUACUGUUCUAAGGGACUGAGACAGGAGACUGGACUACCAUGGUAAAAUUCCUGAUGAACAAUGCAUGACCCUUAUUGUGAGGGUUUCCUGGCCAGGUAUUGUCAAAAAACCUUGACUUCUGUGCUUUCCUCUACUUUGACCAAGCCGUUGCAUAUUCUCAUACUCUUCUGGUCAUUAA
Messenger RNA from Trichosurus vulpecula (common brushtail), 2467 nucleotides. RefSeq names its product synaptotagmin-15-like. Lineage: Eukaryota; Metazoa; Chordata; Mammalia; Diprotodontia; Phalangeridae. Gene Ontology annotation, molecular function: syntaxin binding; phosphatidylserine binding; calcium-dependent phospholipid binding. Gene Ontology annotation, biological process: regulation of calcium ion-dependent exocytosis; cellular response to calcium ion; regulation of dopamine secretion. The transcript has 8 exons. The record is from RefSeq and is a predicted model, not a curated record. Gene Ontology annotation, cellular component: membrane. Bases 182 to 1432 code for a protein of 416 amino acids.